Messenger RNA from Prunus armeniaca (apricot), 2265 nucleotides. Lineage: Eukaryota; Viridiplantae; Streptophyta; Magnoliopsida; Rosales; Rosaceae. The record is from the annotation of a GenBank genome assembly.
AUGAAGAGGCAGAGAAGUUUCUCUUUUAAACCCACUAGAUCCUUAGUAAUUUACUUCACCAUCUCUUCCUCUAUCAUCUUUCUCAUUUCCAUUAUCAUUUUGGUCAACAAAACCAAUACUCCUUCAGUGCCCCAAGAAACAGCUGUUCAGACUUUGACUAGUAAUUGUAAUCCAAAUAUUUCAGUACUAAAUGGUCUGGAAGAUUCAAUCUUGAAGUUGAAUGCUACACCCUCCAUUCAACCUGAUGAAAAUGCUUCUGGCUUUUCUGGGAUUAAUUCAAUUAUUAGUAGUGGGUUACAGACGAAGGAGAACCAAUCCCAAGUGGCACAACAUGAUGAAGAAGACAGAGGUGGUGGUGAGUUAGAUAAUGCUAACUUCACAGCAGUGACACAAAGUGCAAUUGCUGCAAUCUUAUUUGACAAGAUUGAGAUCAGGCCAGAAGAGCAAAAUGCCUCAUUGAUGAACAUGACUGACGAGCAAAAUGCUGCUUCUGGCUUUUCUGGGGUUAAUUCACUUAUUAGUGGAUUACAGGGGAAGGAGAACGAAUCCCAAGUGGCACAAAAUGGUUUACAUCAUGAAGAAGAAGACAGAGUCAGCGGUGAGUUAGAUAGUAACUUCACAGAUACUGCACAGAGUGCACCUGCAAUCUUAUUUGACAAGACUGAGGUCAAGACUGAAGGGCAAAAUGCUCCAUUGAUGAACAAGACUAAAGAGAAAAAUGCUACUUCUGACCUUUCUGGGAUAAAUUCACUUACUAGUAGAUUACAGAGGUUGGAGAACGAAUCCCAAGUGGCACAGAAUGGUUUACAUCAUGAUGAAGAAGACAGAGUUGGCGGUGAGUUAGAUGGUAACUUCACAACAGUGGCACAAAGUGCACUCCCUGCAAUCUUAUUUGACAAGAUUGAGAUGAGGACCGAAGAGCAAAAUGCUCCAUUGAUGAACAAGACUGAAGAGCAAAAUGCUGCUUCUGGCUUUUCUGAGAUUAAUUCGCUUGUUUCUGGAUUACAGAGGAAGGAGAAUGAAUCCCAAGUGGCACAAGAUGAUUUACAUCAUGAUGAAGAAGACAGAGGCAUCGGUGAGUUAGAUGGUAACUUCACAGCAGUAGCACAACGUGCACCUGCAAUCUUAUUUGACAAGAUUGAGAUAAAGACUGAAGAGCAAAAUGCUGCGUUGAGUAAAAACAUUGAAGGGAAAAGUAGAAAGAGGAGGGGAAGGAAGAAGAAGACCAGAGCAACUUCAUUUGAAAAUACUCAAACUUCAAGUAGCAGGUUUGUUGAAGAAAAGAGAAUAAUAAAAGGAGGAUGUGAUUUUACAAGAGGGAGGUGGGUCUAUGAUAAGAGCUAUCCGUUGUACGCAAAUGGUUCUUGUCCUUUCAUAGAAAAUAGUUUUAAUUGUCAAGGUAAUGGAAGAUUAGACGAAAACUUCAUGAAGUGGAGGUGGCAACCAGAAGAUUGUGACAUUCCAAGGUUCGAUGCAACAAAAAUGCUGGAAUUGAUGAGAGGGAAAAGGCUAGUUUUUGUGGGAGAUUCACUCAAUAGGAAUCAAUGGGAAUCCAUGGUGUGCAUGCUAAUGGGAGCUAAAAGAGGGCGCAGAAUCACCCAAGGGAAGGGCAAGUAUAUUUACAACUUCGUGGACUACAAGUGUACAGUUGAAUUUUAUACGUCCCCUUUCUUGGUUUAUCAAGGUAUGGCACGAGCAGGGAAGAAGCAGGUGAAAACCUUGCAAAUUGAUUCCAUGGAUCGCGCUUCUUCUAAAUGGACAGGAGCUGAUAUUUUGGUAUUCAACACAGCACAUUGGUGGAACGAUCACAAGACGAAUGCUGGGAUUAAUUUCUUCCAGGAAAGGGGCCAAAUUCAUCCACAUCUUGAUGUUUCCACAGCUCUCAGAAAAGCUUUGAUGACCUGGGCAUCAUGGGUCGAUAAUCACGUCAAUCCACGCAAAACCCAAGUUUUCUUUCGAAGUUCAUCGCCGACGCAUUUCAGGGGAGGCCAAUGGAAUACAGGCGGGAGUUGUGAGGAAGCCAAUGAACCCCUCAUCCAACUUUCAGGAAUUCCAGAGGAAAAAGAUAUAAUUGCAGAGGAGGUGAUAAAGCAGAUGAAAACGCCUGUGACUUUGUUGAACAUAACAAGCUUGUCAGAAUAUAGAAUAGAUGGCCAUCCAUCUAUAUACGGGAAUCAACGCUCGGGCGUACAAGAUUGCAGUCAUUGGUGUCUUCCUGGCAUUCCUGAUGUCUGGAAUGAAUUAUUAUAUCUUCAUUUGCAGUAA